Messenger RNA from Carya illinoinensis, 1026 nucleotides. RefSeq names its product TIR-only protein-like. Gene Ontology annotation, biological process: signal transduction. The transcript is spliced from 2 exons. Lineage: Eukaryota; Viridiplantae; Streptophyta; Magnoliopsida; Fagales; Juglandaceae. The record is from RefSeq and is a predicted model, not a curated record. The coding region runs from base 93 to 653 and encodes 186 amino acids.
CUAGGCAAGAGAUCGAAGCUCAUAUACAAUACAAGCACUCGGCCUAUUACCAAACUAGGAAAGAAAAGCUAAUAUUAUAGAUCAGAGAAACCAUGCAACGCUCUUCUUUCCAGUUGGCUAAACGUGCCAUUAAACCGGCCUGUGAUGUUUUCAUUAACCAUAGAGGGAUUGACACAAAGCGAACGGUAGCCACUUUGCUCUAUGAUCAUCUUUCCCGGCACAACCUAAGUCCUUUCUUGGACAACAAGAACAUGAAGCCUGGAGACAAACUGUUCGAAAAGAUCGACAGUGCUAUUCAUAGCUGCAAGAUAGGUGUGGCUGUUUUUUCACCUAAUUACUGUAAGUCUUAUUUUUGUCUUCACGAACUGGCUCUUUUCAUGGAGUCCAAGAAGAAGGUUAUUCCAAUCUUUUGCGACGUUAAGCCAUCUCAACUUCGCGUUCCAAUUGAUGGACUAUGUGCGGAGAAGGAUCAGCUUCGGAGGUUUAGCUUGGCUGUCGAAGAGGCCAAGCAAACCGUUGGCAUUAGUUUCGAUUCAUUCAAGGGGAACUUUGCAGAUGUUGUAAGAAGUGCUUCUGAAACUGUGAUCAAGACCUUGAUAGAGCUUGAGAAUGAAGAGCAGAUGAAACUUCGGAAACGAUCUCAAUCCUCCUGAUAACGACACCGCAGGGAAAUGAUCAUUCCUCGUCAAUCCUAUUAAUAAUUCAUGGUUCUGCGUCAAUUUUUUGUUGAAUAUCUUUUUUUUUUUUUCCAAAUUCUUCAUUUAUUCAUUCUUAAAGAGAGCACUAAUUCGGAUGUAAUCACACAAACACGGCAAAUUCUUUCAAUUUGCAUCGAUCAUAGAAAAUAAAACAAAUAAUUAGAAACGGAAUAAGAAUGCAGAACUUCAUCCUUGUUCAUGAUUUCAGUACAUUGUUGUCAAAUUGAUGUCCAUUUUUUAUAGCUGAAUAAAAAUGUAUCGAUCGAACAAUACAAGUUGUACGUUGUUAAUCUUUAAUAAUAUAUCCCCGGCCAGUUUUGUUUUUCUA